Molecule: messenger RNA, 2010 nt
Organism: Argiope bruennichi
Lineage: Eukaryota; Metazoa; Arthropoda; Arachnida; Araneae; Araneidae
Gene: Mob4
Product: MOB-like protein phocein
Exons: 7
Coding region: 240-908 (222 amino acids)
Cellular component (GO): cytoplasm
Source: RefSeq, a predicted model, not a curated record
UGCAUCUCCUUAGAAUUUCUCUCUCGAGAUUUUUUGAUUGGGAUGGGAAUUUCAUUCUGCUCUGCUAAGUACAAUUUCAGUUUUAGGUUGUGACUUGUUAGAUAUGUGGGUAGAAUAAGUGUAUAUUUUUUCUCAUUUUCAAUAGAAUAUAUAAUAGUGUUUUGAAUUAAUGCAUUUGGAAAAUAAAACUUAGAUUUCAGCUAUUGCUAAAUUUUCGAUAAGUCUUUAUAGAAUUAAUCAUGAAGAUGGCCGAUACAUCAAGCAUCUUAAGGCGAAAUCGACCAGGUACUAAAGCUCAGAACUUUUGCAAUUGGCCUGAGGAACCAUUUGAAGAAAUGGAUAGUACCUUGGCAGUGCAGCAGUUUAUUCAACAAACCAUUCGAAAGCAACCUGCAAAUGUCGAUGAGAUAUUGACACCUCCUGAUGGCCAAGAUGAAGGAGUCUGGAAGUAUGAACAUCUCAGGCAGUUCUGCAUGGAACUCAAUGGUUUGGCUGUAAAAUUACAGACUGAAUGUAAUUCUGAAACAUGUACACAAAUGACAGCUACUGAACAAUGGAUAUUUUUAUGUGCUGCUCAUAAAACACCUAAAGAAUGUCCUGCCAUUGAUUAUACGCGCCAUACUUUAGAUGGUGCAGCUUGUCUACUGAAUAGUAACAAAUACUUUCCUAGCAGAGUGAGUAUAAAGGAAUCAUCUGUAGCUAAACUAGGUUCAGUAUGUAGAAGAGUAUACAGAAUAUUUUCUCAUGCAUAUUUUCAUCAUAGAGCAGUAUUUGAUGAAUUUGAGAAUGAAACUUUUCUGUGUCGUCGCUUUACGGUAUUUGUGACUAAGUACAACUUGAUGUCAAAGGAUAACCUCAUUGUACCUAUGUUAGGAGAAGAAUCAAAUACAACUGAGAGUGAAGCAUAAAUGGUGUUUUUAAAGUUUCAGUCUCAUAUCAUGUGUAAGUCAUGCUUUAAAUUACAAAAAAUGUCACUAUAAAAAUCAGUGGUUUUGAAGUACUUUUGAAAGAAAAGACUUAUAAAAAAUGUACAAAUUAAAAUAGUUAAAAACCAUUGAAUAUUUUUAUUAUUUAAUUUGUCUGUUGUUGACAGAAUGUUUUAAUUUAUAACGAAAAAAGAAACUGCUUUUUUUUACUGAGCCUUUCACAUAUUUAAGAUGCAUUUGUAUUUUGGUUGUUUAUCUUUGAAAUCUGAAGCUUUAAUGGCUUUCAACUGUUCUUUACUUGCAAAUUGCAAGUAGAACAUGCUUGAUACUACUUAGGCAUUCACAUAAUUAUUCAUUAUUUAAUUGUUGUUUUUGGUUAAGGCUGGGUAAAAGAUAUUGACAUUGAAGAAGUAUGUUAGUGAAAUUCAGCCUUUAUAAGUUGUGUAUUUUUUUCUUUGUAAAUAAGUGGCUAGUCACUGUUUUAUGACCUAAUUUCAUAUACUAUAUUACAAUAUCUAUAAACUGGCUUCCUGUAUCUGUAAAAGAAAAUGCAGUUGAACCUUCUUAACUUAAAACUGAGAAACUAACUGGGCUUAUUUUGUAUCAUCAGAAUUUCAUAUUAUCCAGCGAGAGAAAAGUUUUGAAACUUGUUUUAAGAAUAUUGCUGAUGCUGUACAUUUAUGAAUAAAGUGCAAAUAUGUUUAAAAAUUUUUUUUGACAUGAACCUCUUUAAAUCGUGUAUAUUUUAUCUAGAAAAAUAUUUUCCUUUCUUUAUUAUUCGUUUGUAAGUAAUUAAGUGAUAUAUAAAUAAAAAUUGUUCUGUGAUAUAACUACUGUUAAAAACUUUUGGCUAAUUUUGCUGCUCUUUAUUUAAAUUCUAGAAGAUUUACAAGUGUCUUCUCUAAAACUAUGUCACUGGGCAGUUGAAUGUGGGACUUUGCUUCAAAAUAAAAAUGUUGGCGGUUCUUUUAUAUUUAGAACAUUUAUUUCCUUUCUUUAAUGUUUUUAAAGACUUUCCUUUUGAAAAAAAAAAAAAAAUCUUCAAUAAAACAGGAGAGAAGGAACAAAUGGGGCAUUAAAUCAA